Messenger RNA from Tribolium castaneum (red flour beetle), 488 nucleotides. RefSeq names its product NADH dehydrogenase (ubiquinone) 1 alpha subcomplex, 7, 14.5kDa. Gene Ontology annotation, cellular component: mitochondrial inner membrane. The transcript has a single exon. Bases 90 to 398 code for a protein of 102 amino acids. Gene Ontology annotation, biological process: mitochondrial electron transport, NADH to ubiquinone; ATP synthesis coupled electron transport. Lineage: Eukaryota; Metazoa; Arthropoda; Insecta; Coleoptera; Tenebrionidae. The record is from RefSeq and is a predicted model, not a curated record.
CAUCAAUCUGCGCAGUGCGCAAAGUCGGCUGUGCGCACUUAUGCAACAAACGUCAAUUUUCGAAGUAACCUCAAAAUUACCAAGUCAAAAUGAGUAAAAAUAUUCGGGAUAUAUCCCCUUUUUUGCAAAAAGUUCGUGACUUUUUGCUGGGAAGGCCCCACACUUUGGCAUUGCGAUUCCAAGACGAAAUUGCCACAAGAUCACCCCCGUUACCUAAUCUCCCAGACGGGCCUUCGCAUUGCUUGAGCAGUAAUUAUUAUUACACAAGGGAUGCACGACGUGAAGUGGCCCCACCUGAAAUCGUGGCAUCCGGACAGAAGUUGAUAGCAAGUGGCGAAACAAGUCCUGCAAAGCCGGUCAAUAGUCGCACUCCAGGACAGUUGUACCACUGGGAUUAAGGGGGUAGGGAAAUGUAAAUAAGACAGAAACUUAGUGUAAAUUAUUAGUGUUCGCCUAUAUUUGAAAUAAAAUGGGUUAUCGUAAAUGUU